GGGUUUUAUUAGUGGCGGAAAUGGAUGGUCUGCCACGAGAACUUUGUUUUCCUGCGUUGGUCAACGAUUUGGCUAAUUCCAUACGGAACUCCUUUAGCGGUUUUGACGUUACACAUGCUGUGUUGCAGUCCUUUCUAUACAGAAACCAGGCGUUGAUCACUGACAUAUCAAGAACCCAUGUGAAAAUUGGGAAGUACUAUCUUUUCGAUCUGCUUGGACUGCGAUACAGACCAAAGCCAUUCAUUACAUCUAUAUUCGCCCCGAGUGAAAGAAUGAGGUGAAGAGAUAAAGGGAAAAAGCCGGGAAAAGGAUGGAGCGAGUCUAUAGUUGCUACUGAGGAUUGCGGUGUACUGGGAACCAAGCUUGUCUUUAGCGUGGGUUGAAAAAUACACUGAACAAGAUGAUUUUGUAAUCAGCUUUGAUUUUGAUGCGAUCUUAAGAGGAUUUUAAGAACAAUUGAUUUUGAGAUAAACAUUUAACUGAAUCGUAAACUCAUUUAGAUAUCCAUAUCAUGCUUCUUUUGUG
This is a messenger RNA of Acanthoscelides obtectus, 525 nucleotides long. The record is from the annotation of a GenBank genome assembly. NCBI's taxonomy places the organism in Eukaryota, Metazoa, Arthropoda, Insecta, Coleoptera, Chrysomelidae.